AUGUUUAAAACAGCUAAGGGCUUCUUGAAAGAGGACUUGUUGUUUGUAGCAGAAGAAAUUGGAGAGACACUGCCUGAUAAGGUAAAAAUUUCUGAACUGAAAGAUAUUAUUUUGAAUAGCAAAGAGUAUUUGGAUGAUCCAGACUUUGUGACAAAUAUUUUAGUAACGGCCGUGAGCCAGCGAAAACUAAAAGAAGAACAAAAACAAAAGCAAACAGAAUACGAAGAAAGUGGAAAAAUAAGAGAACACGAACUGGAAUUGGCGAGAAUCAGAGCAACGUUGCCAAUUACAGGUGAGUCUCAAAAUACUGUUAUAUCUGGUGCUAAAAAGAAAUUUAAUCUGCCAAAAUUAGAAUUUAGACAGUUUAAUGGCGAUAUUAAAGAUUGGCUACAAUUUUGGAGCCAAUUUCAACACAUUCAUAACGAUGAUGAAAUCGCGCCUGAGAACAAAUUUCAAUAUCUUGUGCAAGCUACUGUAAAUGGAUCACGAGCCCGAGAAGUAGUAGAAAGCUUCCCGGCAACAGCAGCCAAUUAUGCCAAAGCAGUUGAAAGUUUAAAAGCACGAUUUGGGAGAGAUGAACUAUUAGUAGAAGUUUAUGUUCGGGAAUUAUUGAAGUUGAUAAUCUCAGUUCAGAAACAUGAGAAAAUAUCGAUGACAUCUCUCUAUGAUAAACUCGAAUCUUAUCUGAGAGCCUUAGAGACUUUAGGAGUGACUACUGAUAAGUGUGCUUCAAUUCUUUAUCCCAUGGUGGAGUCUUGUUUUCAAGAGGACUUUUUGAAAGCAUGGAAUAGAAGUGCUUCUUCGGCAGUCUCAACUGAUGCUAAAGACCGUUUAACCAACUUGAUGACUUUUCUUAAAGCAGAAACGGAGGGCGAAGAAAGAAUUAAUUUGGCUAUGGCUGGUUUUGGCUUGGGUGCAGAUGAAAAUCGCCAAUCAUUUAAGAAAAAAGUAAGAGAUUUUCCAAUGAAAAAGGUACCUACAGCUGCCAAUUUAUUGACUACAACUUCAAAAGAAGUGAAGAAAGAAUGUGUUUUCUGUACUGGGAAACACUCGAGCCCAGACUGUUUUCAAGCUCAGAAGAUGAGUUUGGCUGAAAGGUAUAAUAUUUUAAGAGAGAAGCAAUGUUGUUUUGCUUGCUUAACACCAAAGCAUACAUCUCGUUCCUGUAAGGCAUUUUUAAGAUGUGUAAUAUGUGGGAAAAAGCAUGUCCCACUUAUGUGUGAGUCUCUAGAGGCUAAGAAUCAAGAUUCAUUCAAGAGUGAGAAUAAGAGUCCAAAUGUUGAAGUUAAUAUGGCCAACAACACUUCUAGUCCCAGGGUGUUCCUCCAAACGUUGAAAUUAAAAAUGGUGUGUGGUAACAAAGAAAUCCCAGUUAGGGCAAUUCUAGAUUCUGGGUCACAAAAGACUUAUGUAUUAAAGAAUGUUGUUGAGAAAAUGGGAUAUAUCCCACUCAGAAAGGAAAUUCUGAUGCACUCAUUGUUUGGGGGCAUUAAAUCUGACAAGUGCGAACAUAAUUGCUAUAGGAUAAAACUGAGAAAUCAAGACAACAGUGUUACAUGCAACCUGGAAGCAUUAGACCAGCCAUCUAUAUGUGACAAAAUUUCAUCAGUCACUCCAGGUUCAUGGAUUACAGAGCUCCGUGAGAUGAAGAUCAGGCUAUCAGAUGUAGGGGAGGAGCCACAAUCUGUUCAAGUGCUUCUUGGUUCAGAUGUGAUAGGGAAGCUCAUGACUGGCCAGCGUAGAGUUCUAUCCUGUGGGCUUGUUGCCAUGGAGACACUACUUGGCUGGACUCUGUCAGGUAAAGUUCCUGAGAAUGAGAUGUCGUCAUUAUGCAAUGCUAUGCUGGUGGCCUCCCUAUUUGUGAAAGAGAUGGAUAUCUCCCAAUUAUGGAGAUUAGAUUCCUUGGGGAUCCAAGAUCCUUCAGAACAAAAAACCAAAGAGGAGCUUCAUAAAGCGUCGAUGGAGCACUUCUUAAGAACUGUCAAGGUCGAUGAAGAAGAGCGAUUCCUUGUCUCCCUACCUUGGCUUGACGGUCAUUUGCCUCUUCCAGACAACUUCAAUUUGGCACUCAAAGGGUUGCAAGUGACAACCCAUAAGCUGAAGAAGGAAAACUUAUUUCAAGAAUACGGUGAUGUCUUUAAAGAAUGGGAACGAGAAGGCAUAAUUGAAGAAGUUCCCCAAGAGGAAAUAAAGUCCGCUUGUCACUAUCUGCCCCAUCGACAUGUGGUGAAGCCGAACAGCACUACGAAAAUUAGGCCCGUCUUUAACGCUUCAUCAAAACAAAAGGGAGCGGUCAGCCUCAAUGACUGUUUGGAAAAGGGAUUAAACUUGAUUGAAUUGAUCCCUUCCAUGUUAACAAGGUUUCGACUGUAUAGGUUUGGCAUUUCGGCUGAUAUACGGAAGGCCUUCUUACAAAUAAGUCUAUAUAAGGAGGAUCGAAAUUUCCUGCGAUUUUUGUGGCACAGUGAAGAAGGAGAACUCAUACAUUACCGACAUUGCCGAGUGGUGUUUGGUGUUUCCAGCAGCCCUUUCUUGCUUGGGUCAACAAUCCAAUACCACUUGGAGAGAAAGUUGGAAGAAGCGCAGCAAGGCCGUGGAAGAUACCCUGAGUGCAUUAUUCAAAAGUUGAUGAACAGCUUUUACGUGGACAAUUGUUUAGCAAGCGUCAAAACCCAGUCGGAGCUAGAACGAUUUAUUGAUGUAGCCACGGAGAUCAUGGCUGAAAGAAAAUUUGACUUACGAGGGUGGGAGCACUCUAGCCCAUCUGAUCCAAUACCAAGUCCUACAAUCAUCCUGGGAACGAUUUGGGACAGACAUUGUGAUACUCUUUCAAUAAAUAUUCCUGAUUUGAGAGAACUAAUGGAAGAGGUAAUCACGAAAAGAAAUAUUCUUGCUGCUUCCCACAAAGUGUUUGAUCCCUUGGGGAUUACCAGUCCAGUGUUGCUACUACCAAAACUCUGGCUACAAAAUUUGUGGAAAUCUAAAAUCGGUUGGGAUGAAGAAGUAGAUCUAAAAACACGUCAAGAUUUUCUGAAGUGGCUAAUGGAGCUGGAAUAUUUGAAGCAUGUUAAAGUACCAAGGUGGUUACACUGUGAUAGCGGAUUUGAGCAUAUUUCAUUGCAUUUUUUUUGCGACGCAAGCAAACUAGCCUAUUCUGCGGUUGUUUUCCUACGAGUUGAUAGUGGAAACUCUGUACACAUACAACUGGUGCAGAGUAAAACUAGAAUUGCACCUUGUGGGAAAAAGGAAACAACUAUUGCAAGGCUGGAACUUCUUGGUGCUGCUAUAUCUGCUCGUCUUUCUUCCACUGUCUUGAAAGAGUUUCCAACAGACAAUGUUUAUUUCUGGACAGACUCUACUACUGUGCUGGCUUGGUUGAAGAGAGAAGAACCGUGGGGUGUAUUUGUUUACAACCGUGUUCAAGAAAUUCGGAAGCUGACACCAGUCAAAGCUUGGAGACACGUUCCUGGAUCACUGAAUCCAGCGGACUGUCCGAGUAGAGGGUGUUCAGCGAAGCAGCUUUGCAGUUCGAAAUGGUGGGAAGGUCCCAGUUGGUUGUAUCUUUCGUCUCAUGAAUGGCCUGUUAGUGAUGUUGUAGUAGAUGUCAAUGAGGAAGAAGUGAAUAAAGAGAGAAGAGCUAUCGUGACCUCUAUGGUGAAUAUUCAAACAACAGAUAUAAAGAGUGAAUAUUUUUCCACCUAUAGUAGAAACAUCAGAGUAGUGGCAUGGAUUCUACGUUUUAUUCAUAACGUUUCAAAUGCAACCAAGCUAAAAGGAAGCUUAGUCUAUGAAGAAUUCAGACAAGCAGAGAUUUUGUGUUUCAAGUCCAUGCAGUCAAAUGCCUUUCAAGAUGAGAAAUUUCUUGCUAAAAUGCAAGCAUUUAAAGAUGAAGAUGGGCUUCUGAGAAUAAGAACCAAACUAGCAGAUAGUUGUGAGAAGGAAGAUUUCAAGUUCCCAAUUCUCUUACCUGCCAAUGAUAUUGUAGUAAAAUUAAUUCGUGAGGAGCAUAUAAAAGCAAUGCAUGCAGGCUCUUCAAUAUUACUUGCCCGGCUUAGAGAGAAAUUUUGGAUAAUUAGAGCCAAAAGAUUAGUUAAGCAGGUUCUUUCUGAGUGUGUGAUUUGCAAGCGUUAUAAAGCUAAACAUCUUGAAGUACCCUUCGCUCCACUGCCUAAAGAUAGAGUUACUCAGACAAAGGUAUUUGAAGUAACAGGUGUAGACUAUGCAGGUCCUCUUUAUCUUAAGUCGAAAGGAAAGGCCUGGAUUGUUUUAUUUACUUGUGCUGUCUACAGAGCAGUGCAUUUUGAAUUAGUCCGAUCACUCACUACUGAUACUUUUAUUCAAGCCUUAAGAAGGUUCAUUGCAAGAAGAGGCAGGAUUUCAGUACUUUACAGUGACAACGGUACUAAUUUCGUAGGGACAAAUAAUGCGUUGCGAGCAUUAGAUUGGGAUAAAAUUUCUGUGUACUCAACUGCUCAGAAAAUCACUUGGAAAUUUAUCCCACCCACAGCAGCCUGGUGGGGUGGAUGGUGGGAGCGUAUUGUGAGAAUGCUCAAAGAGCUUUUACGUCGAGUAUUAGGAAAAUCUAUUAUAAAUUAUGAAGAACUCCUAACCAUCUUAUGUGACUGUGAGUCCAUAAUCAAUGCUAGACCGUUGACAUACAUACAAGAUGAUCCAAAUGAAUUGCUACCUUUGACUCCAGCCAUGUUUAUUCACGGAAACAGCAACUAUGAAACGCCAGAUUUAGAUAAAGUAGAUCGAUCUUCGUUGGUAAAGCGCACCAAAUAUUUGCAGAAGUUGCGUGAAGAUCUUAGACAAAGAUUUAGAAAUGAAUAUCUUGCUCUUCUGGUCCACAGAGGGACAAGGAAAAGUGAUGUUUUAGAAGUGGGCGAUGUUGUACUGAUUGGUCAUGACAAUAUUCGACGCAUUGACUGGCCUCUUGGUGUUAUCUUGGAGGUUUAUCCUGGCAAAGAUGGUGUCCCUAGAGUAGCGAGAAUUAGAACCUCCCAUGGUGAGAGGUUCCGUCCCUUCCAAAGGCUUUAUCCAUUGGAAGUGUCAGCAAAAACUGAAAUUGAUGUUUUGAAGACCUCAGGAAAAAGUGGCUUAUCUAUUGAGAAGACUCCUGAUUUACCUACUGACCAUGUUCCUGAUUCACCUACUGACCAUGUUCCUGAUUCACCUGCUGAUCAUGUUCCUGAUUUACCUGCUGAGCAGGUUCCCAAUUCUCCUGUUGAAAGGACUGAUAUUUCUGAGGAGAUACACCAUACUAAAACCAGAUUUCACGAGGAAUUAAGUAUUAUAAAUUUCAAUUUGUUUAUAUUGCAAAGUUCAGUUUGUAACCCAUCACUUUGCAAGGUGGGAGUAUGUAACAUGUUGUAA
This is a messenger RNA of Argiope bruennichi, 5376 nucleotides long. RefSeq lists its product as uncharacterized. NCBI's taxonomy places the organism in Eukaryota, Metazoa, Arthropoda, Arachnida, Araneae, Araneidae. The transcript has a single exon. Bases 1 to 5376 code for a protein of 1791 amino acids. The record is from RefSeq and is a predicted model, not a curated record. Gene Ontology annotation, biological process: DNA integration; proteolysis. Gene Ontology annotation, molecular function: aspartic-type endopeptidase activity; nucleic acid binding.